Molecule: messenger RNA, 1501 nt
Organism: Tribolium castaneum (red flour beetle)
Lineage: Eukaryota; Metazoa; Arthropoda; Insecta; Coleoptera; Tenebrionidae
Gene: IntS14
Product: Integrator 14
Exons: 6
Coding region: 1-1494 (497 amino acids)
Biological process (GO): snRNA 3'-end processing
Cellular component (GO): integrator complex
Source: RefSeq, a predicted model, not a curated record
AUGCCGACAGUGUUACUCCUAGACGUGUCUUUGUCCAUGACACGGCCGGUCCAGAUCACCGAGAAUUUGGAAAAAACGCGCAAGCAUUUGGCCGUUUUGGGCAUAAAUGCCUUCCUGGACCAUUUGAGUGUCCACUCCAGGCUCGAGUUCAUCUCCUUGAUGGCAUUUUCUUCACUUUAUGAGGAAAAAUGUCCCUUUACCAGAGAUUACAGCCUCAUUAAAAACGAGCUUCUCAAUAUCGACGACUACGACAAAACAUGCAUCGAAACGGCUCUCCAUGGCGUUAAUCAGUUGGUUUUAGGCGAAUGGGGAAAUAAUACAGCUUGUCAGAUAAUACUAAUUACUGAUGGAAGUACCGGUUUAGGCGCCAUGUCUCUGAAAGAGUCCUUCGCUAGUUUGAACCAACGAACGGCUGCAAACCCCUUUCCUGUACCAUUUUCAUUCCCCGCCAAACUCCACAUUGUCUGCAUCGCGCCUCCGAAUGACCCAAAUUUGGCCAAAUCAAAGUCGCUAUAUCAGCGAUUGGUCGAUUUGACCGGCUAUGACGGAUCAAUUUCAAUCCCCGAUGGUCCCUUAAACGAGACCACGGUGGUCAACAUGUUUCAAAAAUUAGCCGAAGACAUGUACACCUCAUUCAAAGGCACCCUAAAGUGUGGUAACCUCGAGUCUAAAAUAAUCCUCUCACCGGCCCCUGUCCCCUACACUAAAGUCACCGACUUCGACUACCAAACCUACAAUUUAUCAGACCUUAUCGAGGUUUGCGGCUUCAUUUCUGUAAGCGAUGUCGGGUCCCCAAUGGCCGUAAGCCGCCACUUGGUCCUCCCAGCUAGUGCCAACAAAGACCAUUUGCCAUUAUCCACCGAAAUCGACCUAACAGACGACGAUGCAACCGACGAGGGCAAAGUCCCCUCGUUCUGUGUCCUCUUGCACGGAGCCCUGAAGGUCGAAAACAUGGCCGCGUUGGUGACUCUGGCCGACAAUUGGUUCGGUUUCGUGUACUCUUGGGCCGACUCGAAGAAAAAAUCUAAUCUAAUGUUGACCAUUCUGACGCCGGGAUCGGAUGUUGUCCCCUGGCUGGGCGAUUUGAAUAAUCUGGGGCCCAUCGACUCGCCCCAGGAACACAUGGGGGCGUUCCCGGUACGUCCGCAGGAAAAAAGGAGCUACUCGCAGAAUGGGGUGGUUUGGAUCAGGCAAGCCGGGCUCCAGAGCGACAUACAGAAGAUUCUGAGGCAUGCCCGGAAACUGCCCGAAAAAACCCAACAGUUUUAUAAGGAGUUGAAUCGACUUCGGAAGGCCGCAAUUUCGCUCGGCUUCUUGGACCUUUUGAACGGUCUGGCGUACAUCUUCGAACAGGAGUGCAUGCAACUUCCAGGAAGCGCGCAUCCUGACUGUGCGCUCCAGCUCCAACACGCGGCCGAUGUUUUGCGAAAGACGCAAAAUCGCGAUAUUAAAUAUGUCGUUGUUCCUUUACAAACGAAUUACAACAGUUCUUAAUUUUUUA